Messenger RNA from Pseudophryne corroboree (corroboree frog), 594 nucleotides. RefSeq names its product olfactory receptor 5V1-like. Gene Ontology annotation, molecular function: olfactory receptor activity; odorant binding. The record is from RefSeq and is a predicted model, not a curated record. NCBI's taxonomy places the organism in Eukaryota, Metazoa, Chordata, Amphibia, Anura, Myobatrachidae. Gene Ontology annotation, cellular component: membrane. Bases 1 to 594 code for a protein of 197 amino acids. Gene Ontology annotation, biological process: G protein-coupled receptor signaling pathway. The transcript has a single exon.
AUGGCAUAUGACCGUUUCAUUGCCAUAUGUAACCCACUACAUUAUCCAGUGGUCAUGAGCUACAAAGUUUGUGCCAGUCUGGCUGCGGUGUCAUGGCUGAGUGGAUUCCUCAACUCCAUUAUUCAUACAGUCAUGACUGCAAAUCUCACAUUCUGUCAAUUGGAACAGAGCAUCAAUCACUUCUACUGUGAUGUGCCCCCACUCAUACAAGUGGCUUGUAAUUCAACCAUAACCAGCAAAAUUUUGUUGUAUAUUGUCAGUAUAUUUCUUGGUUUUACUCCAUUUCUUUAUAUUGUCAUAUCCUAUGUCCACAUCAUCUCUAUGAUUUUGAAAAUCAAAUCUUCUGAAGGCCGAUGGAAAGCUUUCUCAACCUGUUCCUCCCACCUCAUCAUUGUGACCAUUUUCUAUGGGACUGCUAACUUUAACUAUGUUGGACCUUCAGGUUACUCUUUGGAAGUUGAGCGUUUGGCUUCUCUCUUGUAUAGCAUUCUGACUCCUCUUGUAAAUCCCAUUAUCUACUGCCUGAGGAACAAAGAAGUAAAAGGAGCCUUGAAAAAAAGGAUCAGACGCUUUUAUUUUAUGUCUUGUAUAUAA